Molecule: messenger RNA, 2157 nt
Organism: Acanthosepion pharaonis
Lineage: Eukaryota; Metazoa; Mollusca; Cephalopoda; Sepiida; Sepiidae
Source: the annotation of a GenBank genome assembly
AUGUCUCUUGUCCCUCUCUUUAUUGCCAUCGUUCAUUGUGUUUUUUGUUCGUGUCCUCUUGUCCCACUCUAUUUUAUUGCCAUCGAUCAUUGUGUUUUUCCUCGUGUCCUCUUGUCAUUCUUUUUAUUGCCAUCUUUUCCAUUGUGUUUUUGUUCAUGUCCUCUUUCCCCUCUAUUUAUUCCCAUCAUCAUUGUGUUUUUGUUCGUGUCCCCUCUGUCCCCAUUCUAUUUUGUCCAUCCCUCGCUCAUUGUGUUUUUGUUCGUGUCCUCUUGUCCCUCUAUUUAUUGCCCAUCGCUCAUUGUGUUUUUGUUCGUGUCCUCUUGUCCCUCUAUUUAUUGCCAUCGCUCAUUGUUUUUUGUUCGUGUCCUCUUGUCCCUCUAUUUAUUGCCAUCGCUCAUUGUGUUUUUGUUCGUGUCCUCUUGUCCCAAUCUAUUUAUUGCCCCUCGCUCAUUGUGUUUUUGUUUCCCUCCUCUUGUCCCUCUGUUUAUUGCCCUCGCUCAUUGUGUUUUUUAUUCCUUUUUGUUCAUUCCUCGCUUUUCCUCUUGUCCCCUCUAUUGCCCUCCGCUCAUUGUGUUUUGUUCGUGUCCUCUUGUCCCUCUAUUUUAUUGCCAUCGCUCAUUGUGUUUUUGUUCGUGUCCUCUUGUCCCACUCUAUUUAUUGCCAUCGCUCAUUGUGUUUUUGUUCGUGUCCUCUUGUCCCUCUAUUUAUUGCCAUCCUCAUUGUGUUUUUUGUUCGUGUCCUCUUGUCCCCUCUAUUUAUUGCAUCGCUCAUUGUGUUUUUGUUCGUGUCCUCUUGUCCCACUCUAUAUUUAUCCCUCGCUCAUUUUUUUUGUUCGUGUCCUCUUGUCCCCUCUAUUUAUUGCCAUCGCUCAUUGUGUUUUUGUUUUCGUGUCCUCUUGUCCCCUCUAUUUUUUUUUUAAUUUCCCUCCUUUCUAUUUCCUUUCAUUGUUUUGUUCGUGUCCUCUUGUACCAUCGCUCAUUGUUUAAUUUCAUCGCGUCAUUGUUGUUUUUUGUUCGUGUCCUCUUGUCCCCUCUCUAUUUAUUGCAUCGCUCAUUGUGUUUUGUUCGUGUCCUCUUGUCCCUCUAUUUAUUGCCAUCGCUCAUUGUGUUUUGUUCGUGUCCUCUUGUCCCCUCUAUUUAUUUUGCCAUCGAUCAUUGUGUUUUUGUUCGUGUCCUCUUGUCCCUCUCGCUCAUUUAUUUUUUGCCCUCGCUCAUUGUGUUUUUGUUCGUGUCCUCUUGUCCCCUCUCUAUUUAUUGCCAUCGCUCAUUCUUUUUGUUCGUGUCCUCUUGUCCCUCUCUAUUUAUUGCCUCGCUCAUUGUGUUUUGUUCGUGUCCUCUUGUCCCCACUCUAUUUAUUGCCCUCGCUCAUUGUGUUUUGUUCGUGUCCUCUUGUCCCCUAUUCUCUAUUUAUUGCCCUCGCUCAUUGUGUUUUUGUUCGUGUCCUCUUGUCCCACUCUAUUUAUUGCCCUGCCCAUCGCUCAUUGUGUUUUUGUUCGUGUCCUCUUGUCCCUCUAUUUAUUGCCAUCGCUCAUUGUGUUUUGUUCGUUGUCCUCUUGUCCCCUCUAUUUAUUGCCCUCGCUCAUUGUGUUUUGUUCGUGUCCUCUUGUCCCUCUAUUUAUUGCCAUCGCUCAUUGUGUUUUUGUUCGUGUCCUCUUGUCCCACUCUAUUUAAUGCCAUCGCUCAUUGUGUUUUUUUCGUGUCCUCUUGUCCCCUGCCAUCGCUCAUGUUUUGUUCCUCGCUCAUUGUGUUUUGUUUUGUGUCCUCUUGUCCCUCUGUUUAUUGCCCUCGCUCAUUGUGUUUUUGUUCGUGUCCUCUUGUCCCCUCUAUUUAUUGCCAUCGCUCAUUGUUUUUUGUUCGUGUCCUCUUGUCCCCUCUAUUUAUUGCCAUCGCUCAUUGUGUUUUUUCGUUCGUCCUCUUGUCCCUCUAUUCAUUGUGCCAUCGCUCCUCUUCUCCCAUUAUUUGUGUUUUUUAUUCGUGUCCUCUUGUCCCUCUAUUUAUUUCCAUCGCUCAUUGUGUUUUUGUUCGUGUCCUCUUGUCCCCUCUAUUUUAUUUGUGCCCCUCGCUCAUUGUGUUUUGUUUCGUGUCCUCUUGUCCUCUAUUUAUUGCCAUCGCUCAUUGUGUUUUUUUUUGUUCGUGUCCUCUUGUCCCCUCUAUUUAA